GCUUCAGUGUCAGACACACCCAUCAAAGUGUCCGAACUCAGUAUAUACACUUUCACAAAGCCCACCCAAAAUGCCUAUCCUCGAAAUUUGUCUCCUGAAAACCUCCCCCAACCUUCCUCACACAUCCCCCGUCUUUCUCUCAGCGCUCCAGAAGGCCCGAACCCUCCUCGCCCAAAAAGUAGUGAAUACAAACUCCCGCUUCUACCGGUGCAUCGAAGACCCUUCUCUGAUCUACAUCCUUGGAGUUUGGCCUUCUUUAGCUCGACACAAAGAAUUCCUGGCUUCUCCUCAGAAAGCCGAGAUCUUGGAUGAACAAAACGAGCUUUUUGAAUUCCAAUGGAUCAUUCACAUUGAGAUUGGAGAAGGAGGUAUGAAGGAGUUGCCGUUGGAGGCACCGAUUUUGGGAAUUACAAGGCUAUUCAUCAAAGGGGACGCGAGGGAGACGUAUCAGGAGGUGGUGCAUAGGUCAGCAAGCGUGGUUGAUGAAGGGACGAAGCCGUUCAAGGUGGUGAAAGAGUGGAGGAUUGAUUGUGAGGAGGGGAAAUUUGAACAUGUUUUUGUUACUGGGUGGGUGGAGGAGGGUAGUCACGACGCAUUUACAAAGACGAUGAGAGAGGAACACCCAGAUUUUGCACCGAUGAGGGAUACUUAUGAAGGGACAGAAAUCAAGCAUGCAAGGGAUAUGGAAAAGUCGUUCUAGAAUUACGUUACCACCCACCGAGAGAUUGAUAUGCGUAUACGCUGUAAGGCGGUGUGAAAUCCUCUAUCCAGUUAUUCAGUUCCCAGUCCAUAUCGGGACCGAUCUCUGCCUGAUUGAAUCCCAGAUCUUGUAGCGCUGUAUCUUCAAGCAGCCAAGGUGU
Molecule: messenger RNA, 860 nt
Organism: Mollisia scopiformis
Lineage: Eukaryota; Fungi; Ascomycota; Leotiomycetes; Helotiales; Mollisiaceae
Exons: 1
Coding region: 71-700 (209 amino acids)
Source: RefSeq, a predicted model, not a curated record